AUGUUAGUGGACCUAAAAGUCUGGAGCCCCAGAAGGACGGAGAAGCCUGCUUACCAUGACGUCCCCCACCUUUCACGCUAUUCACCAGACCUGGAGGGCACCUGGGUCACGGGGGACAAGGAAGGCUUCCAAGCGCAGGAAGACAUGCAUCCAUGUCCUGAAAGCACAAGCUCAGAUGUCCUUGUCCCUGAACAUGUGACUGGCUUCAGCUACCCUCUGCCCUCCCCUGCCUUGGACGGUGCUUCUCCUCCUGGUUUCCUGGGCCCUACCUCUCUUUUGGCUGCCACUGUCAUCUCCCUACCAAGGGCCAGUUCAGAUUUUUUCCUGUCUUUCACAACCGAGGUCUGCUCCCGCCCCCGCCUGGGGAGGGGCGCCGGCCCAGCCCCGCACCUGGCCCUCCCGCUGGCCGCGGGGGCGGGAGCUGCGGGCCUCGCCCCAGGCCCUCGGGCCGUGCAGCUGCCCCACGCGGCGGUCCCGGGACAGCCUCGCCCGGCGCGGGUGAGGGGCGCGGGCUCGGGCUCCCCGCGCGUGCGGGCUCCGCACACCUGCCGGCCCGCGAGGUUCAUUAGGCGGCGCCUGUGCAGCCGGGCUGAGCAGCCGCGGAGGGAGUCCGGGCCAUGGGACCCACCCGGGAGCCCCGCCAGGAACCGCGGGGUCAGUGCCUGCUGGCUCUCCACAGGCCAGGAAGGUGGAGGCAAGCCCCUGGCUGCUGGGCUGAAGGAGGAGAAACCACUGCGGAGUUCAGCCCCCCACCCUCAGGGUGCCCCGGAUGAGGAACCACCCCUCUCCUGCGCUGUCUCCUGGGAGAAGAAGCCGUCAGAGGCCCCUGGGGAACUAACUGGGGCUGAUGCUGGGAGAGUGUGCCAGCCAACUGGCUCGGGGGCUCUCCACAAAGACAGAACUCUGGCCCCGCCUAGGCCCCAGCCCCAGGGGGAAGGCUGCGCCCUCCCGGUGAGAGAGGUGAAGCCAGGGAAGAGGCCCUGCUCUCCAGCCCCCAAUAAGCAGAAAAAGCCUAAUGCCGUGGGUUUGGCCUCCACAUCAUCUCCUGGUGCCACUAACUCAGCCCAUGGCACACACAACCCAGUGCCUUGUGGGUCAGGCCGGGGACCUUGCCAUCUGUCCAACCUCCUCAGCACAUUGGCCCCAAACAGCCACAACACAGACCAGAAGAAGAGGCCCCCAGAAGUGACCUGCCAAGUUCGGAAAAAGACUCGAACACUAUACCGCUCAGAUCAGCUGGAGGAGCUAGAAAGGAUCUUCCAAGAAGACCACUACCCAGACAGUGAUAAGCGCCGGGAGAUCGCCCAGACGGUGGGGGUCACCCCCCAACGCAUCAUGGUAAAGGGAGCUGGCCAACUGGUUGCGGGGUGGAGGAGAAUCUGCGGCUUGGAACUCUCAAAGAGCAGACCAAGUACCAGCGUGUGGUUCCAGAAUCGCCGGGCAAAGUGGCGAAAAGUGGAGAAACUGAAUGGGAAGGAGAAUAAGGACAGUCCUGCAGGGCCCGCCCCUACCCCUGCCAGCAGUCAGUUCAGCUCUGCAGCUGAGCUGCCACCGACUGUGCCCAUGGACCCAGAGCCUGGUAUCUUCCCUCAGGUGCCCCCUCUGGAUACUCUUCCAGAGCCGCCCAUGCUGCUGAUGUCUGACCAGACCCUGACCCCAACCCAACAGAGUGAGGGUGCUCAGAGGGCGGCGGUGACCCCACCACUCUUCAGCCCCCCACCGGUUCGAAGAGCCAACCUUCCUUUUCCCCUCGGCCCUGUCCACACCCCCCAACUGAUGCCUAUGCUGGUGGAUACUCCUGACAGUGACAGCAGCCACAAGAAUGGCCCCUGUGGGUCCUGGGGGACAAGUGUCACGCCACCACCCACUUGCUCAUACUUGGAAGAGCUGGAACCCCAGGACUACCAACAAAGCAACCAGCCGGGACCGUUCCAGUUCCCCCAGGCUCCACAGCCCCAGUUUUCAUACCUGCAUCCCUUCCCCUUCCACGUGCCCAGUUCACUGACGCCUCCACUGCCAGAGGACUCUCUCUUCACAUUGCCUUAUGGCCCCAAUGGGGGUACCUCGCAGGGCUACUUCCCAGGUCCCCCAUCAGGGCAGAUCCUGCUGCAGCCACCUGCUGGGAACAUGAGUACAGUCCCCUGGAAUGACCCCUGCUUGCCAGAACUGCCCUUCCCCGGUCCCUUCUGUCCACCUGCUCUGGGGCACCCCCCAGGAGGCGAUGGCCACUUCUCCAAUCUUUUUCCAGCUUCCUGUGCUCAGGUUACGAGCAGGCAGCCUUCUCCAGGUCUCACCCGGCUGUCUGAAGGGGCCAGACCAGGAACUGGGCCUGUACUCGGCAAGGCCCAAGAGGAGCAGCCUGCUGUCUCUGUGGAGCAGCCCUCAGCACCCAAGGAGGUUCGAGAGGAAGACAAGAACAGCCAUAGGCCCUAG
Messenger RNA from Ceratotherium simum simum (southern white rhinoceros), 2433 nucleotides. The record is from RefSeq and is a predicted model, not a curated record. Lineage: Eukaryota; Metazoa; Chordata; Mammalia; Perissodactyla; Rhinocerotidae.